UUUUUGCGAGCAAACGACACGAGAGGUCAGAAUUCUCAUUUCACAAUGUUAAAACCAGAAAUAACAAUUUAUAAUGAUUUAGUAACAGUUUGCUUACAAACUUCAAAGUGGAAGGACGUGUUGCUCUUAAAUGUUGUAAGGUCACCUUAACCGGUUUAAGAUUUCUCCUUCAACAACUUCUCAAAAAUGGGGGCAAUAACAUACCACGUCCACUUCAGGAUCAUAGGUAGUGCAGUAGCUCUCCUACUGCACGCUGGUAACAGUAUCGCAAUGUUCCUGGCGCUCAGAGGCGACAUACUGAAAGAUCCCGAUAUAGCCAACCUGCAUGCCACGCAAUACAGAUAUAUCACUAUAUGGAAUGUGGCAUUUCAAAUAGCUUAUUCAGUAAUGAAUUUAGUAUGUGACAUACCUCUAGUAUUGAAGGUCAAGGAGGAAUCUUCUAGCAUAUUUUACAUUUUAAAGUAUGUAAGGAAAUAUAGGAAAAUAGUUUAUGGAGGUGUCAUAUUUCCCACUGGCAUAACAAUCACCUUAAUAUUCUGGCCUUUUUUCAUAAUCAAUAGAGAACUGGUCUUCCCAGCGUUCAUAGACAAGGCUCUCAGCUACACAUCUAACCAUAUCAUGCACACCGCCAUCGCCCUCGUAGCGCUGUGGGAGCUGAUCUUCCUUCCGAGGAGUAAGCCGAGGUCUCAUAUGCUGUACCUAGCUCAUAUGGCUGGGAUAUAUUUCACUUACAUAUACGUAUUAUUGGCAAAUUACGCUGAGAGGGGGUCGUGGCCCUACCCAAUGUUUAACGACUUGUACGGGACCAUUUACUUUCCCAUAGUCAUAGCUGCUUUCGGUCUCAUUUACGUAGUGAUGUACUUUGCUCAGUGGCCUCUGACGUCAUUGAUUUAUAAUAAUAGCAGUAGAUACUACAAAAGAACUGAAAAAAUAAGAUGAUUACUAAAUGUC
Messenger RNA from Bicyclus anynana (squinting bush brown), 951 nucleotides. Its product is annotated as androgen-dependent TFPI-regulating protein. The transcript is spliced from 6 exons. The coding region runs from base 187 to 939 and encodes 250 amino acids. The record is from RefSeq and is a predicted model, not a curated record. Lineage: Eukaryota; Metazoa; Arthropoda; Insecta; Lepidoptera; Nymphalidae. Gene Ontology annotation, cellular component: membrane; endomembrane system.